This is a messenger RNA of Diabrotica balteata, 1069 nucleotides long. The record is from the annotation of a GenBank genome assembly. NCBI's taxonomy places the organism in Eukaryota, Metazoa, Arthropoda, Insecta, Coleoptera, Chrysomelidae.
CGAACAACGUGAAAGUAGAUGAAUGCUUAAAGUUUAAGGUUAUGUUGUUUAUUGUGCAUUUGCAUUGUGCAUGUUGAAAAUAUAGAAUAAUCAAGAAUGAGUUCCGAUUCAGAACUAAGUGAUAGCGACAUUGAGCUUCAACAAGCAUUUGCAGAUGGUAAGCUAAAACCUGGCUUAAAUACUGUGGAAGAAGGACCAAAACACUUCACAAAUAAUGUGAGUGGUUUAAAACAAAAAUUAGAGGAAAUACAACUCAAGUUACCAUGGAUAGAACGACUCGACUGCAUUAAUGCUCAAGCCCCUUUAGCACCUGAAUUAGCAGCUCAAAUGUUGACACAUGAGCAAAAAAGAAGUAAUGAGCUUAGGAAUAAUAAAAAGCUCACACAGUUUACUCCAAAUGAAGACCCGGUUUUAAACGACUUUAAAAGGGAAAUGAUGUUCCAUAGACAAGCUCAGGCUGCUAUUCUAGAUUCUAUACCAAAGCUAAAAGAUAUGGGAGUACUAACUAAAAGGCCCGACGAUUACUUUGCUGAAAUGGCGAAAACAGAUGCCCAUAUGCAGAAGAUUAGGGAACAUCUUAUGACGAAGCAGGAGCAACAGAAGAGAAGUGAACGAGUCAAACAACUUAGACAGCAAAGAAAAGAAGGUAAAAUGUUACAAGUUCAGACAAAACUUCAAAGACAACAAGAAAAGAAAGAUAUGCUUGCCCAGGUUAAAAAAGUAAGGAAGGGAAUGUCAAAAGAUCUUGAUUUCCUUGACGGAAAAAAUAAAUCUGCUGCCAAAAAAAUGGCAGAAAAACGGAAAAUGAAAGAUAAAAAGUUCGGUUUCGGUGGCAAGAAAAAGGGAAUGAAAAGGAACACAAGAGAUAGUGCUGCAGAUAUAACUGAAUUUAAAAAUCCUGGUAAACCUGGAAAAAAAUUUAACAAUAUUGGAAAAGGGGUAAAAGGUGGUAAAGUAAGCAAAGGAGGGAACCAAAGAAUGGGCAAAAGUAAAAGGAUUAAAAUGAGAUCGAAGGGAAGAAAGUGAUUAACAAUAUUUUAUAUUUAAAUAAAUAAAUGUUUCUAUUUAA